Messenger RNA from Papilio polytes (common Mormon), 1670 nucleotides. It is a transcript of the gene uri, whose product is annotated as RNA polymerase II subunit 5-mediating protein homolog. Gene Ontology annotation, biological process: negative regulation of phosphatase activity; negative regulation of transcription by RNA polymerase II. The transcript is spliced from 4 exons. The coding region runs from base 189 to 1586 and encodes 465 amino acids. Gene Ontology annotation, molecular function: transcription corepressor activity; chromatin binding; phosphatase inhibitor activity. Lineage: Eukaryota; Metazoa; Arthropoda; Insecta; Lepidoptera; Papilionidae. The record is from RefSeq and is a predicted model, not a curated record.
UUCAUUGAUUGGUCGGAGUUCUCCAUUCUCCGGUCCGAUAAAAUAAUAUCGAUUAUUAACUUAAAUGGUAAUUAAAUUAUUCAGAUUAAUAAUGUGGUAUUUCAUUUGUUAAAUUGGAUAACAUCAAUCAAUUGGCUGCAUAACUAGUGAAAAGUCAUUUGAAUAGCCUUUCGUAAAAUCGACGUAGAAUGAACUUCUUCAAUGAAAUUUAUGAAAAGGCAUUGCAAGAAAAUGGUGAACAAAUUCGAUUUUGGGAGGACUACCUAAAAGCUUUGAAUGAUGUUCAAUUUAAAUCGUAUUCAGAUAAAUUAAAAGUCCCAGUGUUAGUACCAAUCGGCAAUAGAAUUCUAUUCCGUGGGGAAUUAAAGCAUACAAAUGAAGUGACAGCAUCAUUGGGUCAGGGAUACUUUGCAAAGUGUUCUACAGAACAGGCUGAGAUUUUAAGACAACACAGAAUAAAAGAUGCUAAAUCAAAACUGGAUUUAGCAAUAAUAGAGAAAGAAUAUCUGGAAAGUCAAGUACAGUUUAAAAACCAAACUAUUUUUGAUAAUUCUGGAUCAGAAAUAAUUGAGUACCACACUGAUAAUGAAGACAGACUCUGGAGAGAACUACAUGAACAGAAAGUUAAACAGUACUAUGAAAAAAUAAAAAAGGAAGAAGUGAAUAAAGACGAAAAAUCUGAUGAGGAGUUGUGGAAUAGACUUGAAGAGUUAGAACUUCAAGAGGAAUUACAAAAUGAACUAACCAAAGAUACUGAAAAUUAUGAUAUAAGAGAUGCAUUAAAAAAUAUCAAAAAAGAAGACAACAUUGAUAAUGUUGCAAACAACAAUCAUGAUAUCCCAAAAGAAACACCUAUUGAAAUGGAGGUAGAAAAUAUUAAAAAUGUUGAAAAUCUUAAGUUGGAUGAUAAUAUAACAGAAACAGCAGCGUGUGAUGCAACACAAAUAAAUCCCGAAAAUACAAAUAGAUUGGAAAUUUUACAGAAUGUCUUAGAUAAACAAAAAGAACUGGAGGAAAAAAUAGCAGAUAUUAAAAACAGAGAGAGAAAUGUCACCAAAACUGAAUCUGAUUUGGUAUCUCGACUGGAUGAGUUGGAGCAGUUGGAGGAAGUGGAGGAUGAAAUGGAUAGGUUAGAUGACAUUCUUUAUGAACCUGAACCUGCAGAUGUGGAAGAAGAUAAAAACAGUGCAAAUGUCAAAAGAAGCGUGUCUUUUGCUGAUCAAGAUGAAAGUGAAACAUUGGAGAUAACUUUUAAGCAUUCUAAUGUACCAGCAUAUGAUAAACCAUAUGAACCAUUACUAGGGAUAUUAAAGCCAAGUGACAUAUAUGAAGCAUUUCCUCAUCUCUUCCCUGAAACUACCUCUAUAUUGAGAAAACCUAAACCUAAAUCAGAAAUAAAAGAACCAAGCAAUGAUAAAAAACAAACUCAGAAAGUCAAUUUCCAUUUUACCAAGGAUAAUGGCGCAAAUCUCGUAAUAGUACUUGACGAUGUUAAGGAAAAAGAUUCAUCCAAGGAACAAGUGUCAGAAAGCAGACAUAAAAAACCUGUGAGUAUUUUCAAGAAACGACGGCAGCAUAAACAUUAAAAAUUGUUAAACAAGAUAAUCUUAUCUUUAAUCUAAAAUAUUAGAAUUAAGUUUAAUAAAAUAAAAGUUACUCUAACAUAUUUA